Molecule: messenger RNA, 1142 nt
Organism: Ilyonectria robusta
Lineage: Eukaryota; Fungi; Ascomycota; Sordariomycetes; Hypocreales; Nectriaceae
Exons: 3
Coding region: 309-1007 (232 amino acids)
Source: RefSeq, a predicted model, not a curated record
GGGGGCUGAGCGAAGGCGUCCACCAACCAAUGGGGCAUCACUCUCGGGAUAACUAAUGAUCCCUGACAACCCCGCGUAUUCCUUUCGGUUCCUCCUGAUGCUGAGGUCAAUAUUGCCGCAUUUAACGUGUAGCCGUGUGUGUUUGCUGGUUCGUUCUCCCUCAAACACACUACCCUCCCCCCCAGGAGAAUUGCGACAAUGGCGCAACCAAACAAACUGGGCCAAUAUGCCUCGGUCAUUUCAUCAAGGACCUCAAACACCUCGACCAAGUGAUCAACUCGAACGGUCCCGAGCCAUUUCCCCUCGACAUGCCUGUGUAUCGCACCCGUCCGAUCGAUUUCGAUUGGGAAGAGAAAAAGGAAAGUGGCGUUAAUAUAGACGCGACAGCUACGGUGCCUAUUGCAGCAGCAGCAGGUGUUACUGCUAAUGCCUCGCUGGGUUUUGCUUUGAAGAAGACUGUUGGCAACUACUGGCAGAUUGAUGAGCUAGACACCCUCGUUGUGCAGCCUACAAGGGCGUAUGUCAACAUUUGUCUGGCUAGCGCGCCAAUUGUCGAGUUCUUGGAAUCCGUCAAGCUUGGUCCGACAUGGUCAAUCUUUAUGAUUACUGGGCUCAAGAUCGUCCGUGGUAAAUCCACCCAGACAACUUCUCACGGGCGGGAGCGAGGUGUCCAUGGAGGUCCAGGAGUAGGAGUUGCCGGCAUUGCUGAAGUUACCAUAGAUGGUGGUCUCUCGUCAGGACAGUCCGUUUCGAUAUCUGCAACAUAUGCGCACGAUUUUGUCUGGGCCGUGAGGCUUUCAAAGAUCACCAAAGGUUUCUUUGACAAGGUAUGGACACAGAAGACUUUCUCCAAGGGCGCGACAUUCAACAUGGAUGAAGGUCCUGAAGGCGUAGAAAACAUAAAAAAUAUUCUCCUGGAUGAAGGAUUACCUAGCAACGAGGUGUAUGCGAUAGACUCUGAAGAAGAGGGAGACGAAAUAAUAAUUGUGUCAGAAAACCAUCAUUAGAUAGUUUAUUUCAGGGUCGCUAUUUUUAGUACGAGCUCAAGGGAUUGUGUCCGGUGCGACUUCCGUGGCUGGAGGAUCGCUACCAUAUUCACGCAAUGCUAGGUAGCUUUCUAACUCCAUUACGAUACAAGCUGA